UUGCCAAAUCUCUUGUAAGAAACAUUGAAGGGGCGGGGCUUGCAGCGGAAGUGUGAAAGCGACGUGUGCUUGCAGUGGAGCUGUUUGAGUGAGCUGCUCCGUGUGUCAGGACCGCCAUGGUGCUGUUAGAAAACGACGCGUUUCUCACUGAGCUCACACGCCUCUUCCAGAAGUGCAGGACCAGUGGCAGUGUGGUGAUCACCUUAAAGAAAUAUGAUGGCAGGACGAAGCCGGUGCCAAGGAAAGGCCAUCCAGAAACAUUUGAACCAGCUGACAAUAAAUGUCUCAUCAGAGCAUCUGAAGGCAAGAAGAAAAUUAGCACAGUGGUCAGCACUAAAGAAGUAAUAAAAUUUCAAAUGGCGUACUCUAAUUUAUUGAGAGCGCACAUGGACGGAUUGAAGAAGAAGGACAAGAAGAGUAAAAGUAAGAAGACUAAAGCUACACAGUGAUCUAAAUACUAAGGAGAAAGAGAGAGAAUUCAUCCAGACCACCUUCAGUGACAUCACCUGUGCCCCGCCCUCAACAACUUUUCCUUCAUGCUGUUAUUUUGUGGCACUCGAUAGCAACUGAAGGAGCCAGAGGCAUUUUCACUCUCUGCAUCAAUCUAAUCUUGACCUCUUCCCUGUGUAGAACUGUUUUGGUGGGUCAAGAUUUUGCCACAAUCAUCAAGUGUAAUUUGGUGGUGCCAUAUGAUGCGGUUUUUGAUUACAACCACCCACCUUUUUUUUUUUUUUUUUUUACCCCUCUCUCCCUCAUUUUUGAACUAAAAAGUUUACCAGUCCUCUGCUGUUUAUGCCCGAAGUUAACCUAUUAAUAUCAAAGGAUUCAAAUCCUCCAGUGUACAGAUUUGUUUUUGACUUCAGAGGAGCAUAUGUUUUUUUUUUUUCCUUAAAGAUAAGUUUUGGUUAUUACUAAGAUCAUCUGUAAUUAUUUUUUCCCAAUUAAUGUUUGUGCCUAUAUGACUUUUUUUUUCUUUCUUUCAGUUUUUUCCCCCUUUCCAUGCAUUUUGGCACAAAUAGUUUUUUAGGUUUAUUGUUUUAGUUGUUGGCCCAAACAGUGCAAUGAGCAAAUAUCACGCUGUUAACUUAUUUUGGGUCCAAAAUAAUAAUAAUAAUAAAAAAAAAACAGAAAACAAAGUGUGUCCCUGUUCAGCAGUGGUUCAAGCUUUGUUCUGUGUAAUACUUGCGUCAUGUUGAUUUCCCUUCAGUAAUGCCCUUUUUCGGUUGUUUAACUUGUAAUUUGUUCUGGUCACUGACAUUUACAACACCAUGAACACAACACAAAACAAAUCUAAUGCUGCGGUUUUAAAGCGCUGUGUUCCUCUUGUCGGGCCGCUCUCUGCUCGAGCCGACUGAGUUGCUGCGUUUGGUUUCCUCUUCUGCCUCGUUGUAACCCUGACGCAUCAGCUGAGACACGUACUGGAACAUGGUCUGGAAAACAAAUGCAAGAAAAUGAGACCUGUACCCAGUGCUUUCUCUUCAGUCCGAAUCAAAAUCAUUUUGAUUUUCACACAAUUUUCAAAACUGUGGCGACUGUGCACGUACAGUCCAUAAAUCCCUGUCGUUUUUAAAAUAUAUUUUACCUGUUUUCCACAGUUGGUUUGCAUCAAAAUAUGCUCAAAUUAGAGCUGAAAAUCUGCUCAUAUUUAUUUAAUGUCAACUCCUCUGAGCAGUGAACCCACCAAAAAGUGAAGAAUUAAGUGACAUAAUUCUAGAGUGUAACUAAGUUACACAAAAUUUAUUUUCGAUAAUAGAGUGCUUGGUCUGUUGUGACUAUUAUUUUGAGAAUCCUUUUUUCCCCAUUCUGUAGUGUUGCAUUCUGUGAACAGUCAGUAGAAUUUGGGGUGAGCUAUGCAUUUUACCCUCACCCCAUAUGUUGGAUAUUUAUAAGUCAAACUGGGACUUUUGAUAGUGCAGAAUAACACUUUUAAGAGAGUUAAACUCUAUUUCUUUAUAUAAUCCUCUUCUUAACUAAUGUACCUUUUUUAGCGUUUAACUAGGUGGGCUGCCUGCUUUACAUCUGAAACCCUGGCCUCCCAGGAACUCCACUAGAAGCACUUUUCUUAAAUGGAAAAAUGGCCUGGUUUGAUCACCAAAGGCAUUAUUUUUUGCAGGGCAGUGCACAUCAAACUGUCCUCUAAACCACUUGCACAUUACUGGAACUUGGCUGAUAGUUCCUGUAUACAUUACUGUACAGUCCUGACAUUACCACAUGUUUGAGGUUUAGAGCACUGUACAUGCGUGGGUUAAUGGGCCGGGGAGGUAAUGAUGUUAAGAAAUCAGUAACAUCUUGUGACUGAAAUUUCUCAACAUACACGUUAUCUGGUCUUUUGUCAUGUGUUCAGUAAAAUCUAUGGGCGCGCAUGUAACCUGCGAUUAAUUUUUCUUUUUUUUUUUCAGUCUUUUUUGUGGCAGGUUGUAUAACUUGUGUGCACUAGAACUAAUUUAGGAGUUUUACCGCAACAUGUUGGAAUACAUUAUUUUAUAACCAUCUCCCCUCUCCUUCACUGAACCUAUUUUGCAUAAAACAAUCACAAUUUUAUAAUGUGUGAUAUAUACAGUAUAAGAGUCUGGAGCAACAAAAUUUCCAGUUUUAAAUAAAUCUUCUCACUUAUUCCCCAAAGGUAGUUAGCUUUAAUUCUCAGGUCAGUCGUCUCAAAACCGUGACUGUACGGCACUUUACUCAGCUCAUGGUUCCUUCUGCUUUGGUCUGAAACAGCUAGAGAUUACAAUCACUAAUUUCAGAGAGGCUUCUGCGUGUAUCGGUGUGCACAAAGCAUCACCCUGCAUUAAGAGGCUGAUUAGCAAAUCGAUUAAUAUUCAUAAUCCAUAAAUUGCGGUCUGUUUUAUGAAAAUUUAUUUAUGGGGCAGUGCCAGGGAAGACGAGUGGAAGAGAGCGCAGUCAUCUGUGAUGGACGGUAAAUAAAACUAAACACAGGAAAAUACAAUUAGCAUUGUCUUAAGUUUUUAGUUAUUCGUGUGUGUAUUUCUUUCUCCAGAGUGGCAAACUGUAAAAUUUUUACUUUGAGUAAACCGUAGCUACAGUUUUGGCAACUACUUGUUCUGACUAUUAUUGAUUUAAUGCAGAGAAAAUAUGGAAACCAAUAAAAACCUAUAAAGUGCA
Messenger RNA from Clarias gariepinus (North African catfish), 3123 nucleotides. RefSeq names its product signal recognition particle 14 (gene srp14). Gene Ontology annotation, biological process: SRP-dependent cotranslational protein targeting to membrane. Gene Ontology annotation, molecular function: endoplasmic reticulum signal sequence receptor activity; 7S RNA binding. NCBI's taxonomy places the organism in Eukaryota, Metazoa, Chordata, Actinopteri, Siluriformes, Clariidae. The transcript has 5 exons. The record is from RefSeq and is a predicted model, not a curated record. The coding region runs from base 117 to 449 and encodes 110 amino acids. Gene Ontology annotation, cellular component: signal recognition particle, endoplasmic reticulum targeting.